UCAUCCCUCAGCGGUGGUGGGUGGAACCGAACGGAGAGAGAGAGAGAGACGUUCGGCUCACAACUGUGUUGUUCUAGAGCCGAGCAGGGUACGCUGUGUUUACUAUGAGUUGUGGUGCGUUGCUGCGAAUAGGACGGGCUGUAAGAGCCACCCCAGUCGCUGGACAGAGAGGAUGGCAGGCGUUUGGUCUUCUUGCCCGCCCUCUGUCUCAGGGGCAGAGAUGGAGAGCUUACUCCACAGCGGAUGCAAAGGAGAGCAAUCAAUCUUUUGUGAUGAAUACAUUCCUCGGAAAAAUGGAAACUGCGGAACUAUUUCCAUUCCCAGAAGUGAUGACUGAAGACGAAAAACAGAAUCUGAGCAUGUUCAUCGAUCCGGUCACAAAAUUUUUCGAGGCAAUGAAUGACGCAGCUCGCAACGACCGCGAAGAGGGUAUGCCGGCAGAGAUUUUCGAGCAGCUGAAAGAGAUGGGGGCGUUUGGACUGCAAGUCCCUACAGAGCUGGGCGGGGUUGGCCUCACUAACACCCAGUACGCGAGGAUGGUCGAGAUUGUCGGAGGUUAUGAUCUGGGGAUCGGGAUAGCGCUCGGAGCUCACCAGUCCAUUGGGUUCAAAGGAAUACUGCUGUAUGGGACAGAGGAGCAUAAACGAAAAUAUCUUCCCAGACUGUCGUCUGGGGAACUAGUGGCUGCCUACUGUCUCACUGAGCCGUCCAGUGGGUCCGAUGCCAGUUCCAUCAGAACAAGAGCGGUAAAGAGUGAAGAUGGCAAGCACUACAUUCUCAAUGGAGGCAAAAUCUGGAUCAGCAAUGGAGGUAUUGCAGAGAUCUUCACCGUCUUUGCCCAGACGCCAGUCACUGACCCCAAGACGGGGGAGACGAAGGACAAGAUAUCGGCUUUCGUCGUGGAGAGAGGGUUUGGUGGGGUCACCAGGUUAGCCAGUCGCAACCUCUCACCUGCACUCUGCUGUCAUGAGUGACUGUGGAAAUAGGGUGGCCUUAGCAAGCAAGUGGUGGGAAGGGUAGGAAGUUUUGGUACUUUUAGAAAGAAGGUGGGGAGAAGGACAGACCAACCUACCAUCUUGAAUACCUUGACUAUUGCUGGAGUGUGCAGUGUAUAAGAGUAGGGUGGCCUAAACCUUUUGUACUUUUAGAAAGAAGGUGGGGAGAAGGACAGACCAACCAACCAUCUUGAAUAGCUUGACUAUAGCUUGGGUGUGCAGUGCAUAAGAGCAGGGUGGCCUAAACUUUCAUUAGUUUUAGAAAGACCAACCAACCAUCCGGAAUACCCUGGAAUAGUUUAUAUUUGUUCUGCAGUGGGCCGCCAGAGAAAAAGAUGGGAAUUAAGGCUUCAAAUACAGCAGAGGUUCACUUUGAGGAUGUAAAGGUGCCAGUGGAAAACUUACUUGGAGAGGAAGGGAAAGGUUUCUAUGUGGCCAUGAACAUUCUGAACAACGGACGGUUUGGAAUGGCCGGUGCCCUCUCCGGCACGAUGAAGUCUCUCAUCAGAAGGACGGCGGAGCACGUGUCGACGAGGGUGCAGUUUGGCAACAAGCUGGAGACGUAUGGAGUGGUGCAGGAGAAGAUAGCACACAUGGCUCUUCGUCAGUAUGUCACUGAGUCCAUUGCGUACCUCCUGAGUGGUAACAUGGACAGAGGCUCUGUUGAGUACCAGCUGGAGGCAGCCAUCAGUAAAAUAUACGCCUCGGAGAGUGCCUGGUGGGUGGCCGACGAGUGCAUCCAACUCCAUGGAGGAAUGGGGUUCAUGACUGAGUGUGGACUGGAGCGAGUAAUGCGAGACCUCAGAAUCUUCCGGAUCUUUGAAGGCAGCAACGAUAUCCUGAGACUGUUUAUCUCACUCACUGGACUACAGUAUGCUGGUAAGCAACUUCGGGAGGUGGAGAAGAGCGUGAAGGGGAUGGAUUUUGGCGUGAUUAUGUCCGAAGGACUAAAAAGAACCCGCAGGUUGGUGGGUAGCAGCAGUGCCCCAUCUGUAGCUGAACAUUCACACAAGGACCUGUCUGUUCAAGCUGAGCAGCUGAGCCAGCUGGUUGGUGAUUUUGGCACGACCUGCGAGAAACUGCUCCUGACACACCGCAAGAAUAUCAUCCACGAACAGUUUCUGCUACAAAGACUAGCCAAUGCUGCAAUCGACAUAUAUGGAGUGGCUGCUGUUAUUUCAAGGGCUUCCAAGUCUUUGAGUGAGGACGUACCUACCGGAGGUUACGAGCGGUUGCUAACGGCAACCUUCUGUCAACAGGCCUUCGAUCGCACAAACCACACCCUCCAAUCAAUCACCUCGUCAAAAGAGGUGAAAUUGGACGCUGCGAUGUCCGACAUUGCAAAGAAAGUUGUAGAACACGGAGAAGUUGUGCCUGUCCACCCUCUCGGAUUGUAAACACUGUACCGUAUUUCUUUUGGCGUUUUUGUUGUUUAUGAAAGUUUUCAGUGCUGAAUGUAAUCGUAUUGUUUACUGAUAAGCAUAUCUGUGGCA
Messenger RNA from Geodia barretti, 2488 nucleotides. The record is from the annotation of a GenBank genome assembly. Lineage: Eukaryota; Metazoa; Porifera; Demospongiae; Tetractinellida; Geodiidae.